Saccostrea cuccullata (small rock oyster) is the source of this 3385-nucleotide messenger RNA. RefSeq lists its product as uncharacterized. Lineage: Eukaryota; Metazoa; Mollusca; Bivalvia; Ostreida; Ostreidae. The transcript is spliced from 2 exons. Gene Ontology annotation, biological process: glutathione metabolic process. Gene Ontology annotation, molecular function: 5-oxoprolinase (ATP-hydrolyzing) activity. Gene Ontology annotation, cellular component: cytosol. The coding region runs from base 137 to 3253 and encodes 1038 amino acids. The record is from RefSeq and is a predicted model, not a curated record.
AGACCAAGAACUGUAGGUAAACAGCAAGUUAAGGUAGCAUUUAAGAUCACAACAACAUUGGAUGCAAUCCUGAAAGUAACAAAUGGAGAAUUGGACAUAAUUUCACCACAGAGCCUGAGCCACUCUCCUUUUUCUGAUGGCGAUGGAUACAAAACGUGUUGUUGUUGGAGUUGAUGUUGGUGGAACUAACACGGAUGCAGUCAUCCUGGACAUUGAUGCCAAUCCCUUUAGAGUGUUGACGUCAUUUAAAACACAAACCACUCAUGACGUGACUUCCGGUGUAAAGAAUGUCGUGAUUUCUGUCAUCAAUAAAGGUUUGGAGAUAUCGCCGAUAGCCAUUACACAAAUUAACAUAGGAACCACUCACUUUGUGAAUGCAGUCGUACAAAGAAAAGGCCUCGUUAGAGUGGGUGUCAUUCGUCUUUGCGGACCGGCAUCUCGCAACAUUCCACCCUUUUCCGACAUCCCUGAAGAUUUGAGAAAAAUUAUCCAUGGAGGAGUCUGUUUAGCAAAUGGAGGAUACGAAUUCGAUGGUAGAGAAAUAACACCAGUACAUAAAAACGAAAUAAUUGACUUUUUGAAGAGAAUGGUUUCAAUUGGUGUCAGGAAUAUUGUUGUAGCUGGGAUAUUUUCACCUGUUUGUAUCGAUCAGGAAAACAUGAUUUAUACGUUAAUAAAAGACUAUGAUCCCAAAAUAAGUGUUACAUUGUCACAUCACAUUGGACAAAUUGGGCUUUUGCAGAGAGAAAAUGCAGCAAUACUCAACGAAUCUUUAAAACCUCUGUGCAAAGAAACUGUAGAGAGGUUUAACAUCGCAAUAUCAGAAAUAGGGAUAUCAUGUCCUUUUUUUCUUACCGAAAAUGAUGGUACCAUUAUAGAAAAGUCAACGGCGAUGGACUUUCCUAUCAUCACGUUUUCCUGUGGACCCACAAACAGCAUGAGAGGCGCGGCUUUUCUGUCAGGGCUUGAAGAUGCAAUAGUGGUUGACAUUGGGGGAACCACUACAGACGUAGGACUCAUAACAAAAGGUUUUCCAAAACUUUCAUCAUCUGAGAUUAGAAUUGGAGGAAUAAGAACUAACUUUCACAUGCCUGAUGUUAGAAGCAUAGGUCUUGGAGGUGGAUCUUACGUGCGACAAGAAGGCGAAGACGUUGUAGUGGGACCAGAGAGUGCUGGGUAUAGAAUAUUAGAAGAAAGUUUAGUUUUUGCAAAUCAGGAUGACAUUGGUGACAAGAGGAUAACUGCAACAGACAUUUCGGUUGCAGCAAACAUUUCAAUGGUAGGAACACCCGGAAAUGUCAAACAUCUACAAAAGAAAUUCAUUGAAAAAUCGGUCGAAGUGAUAAAGAGAAAAUUAGAAGAUUGUAUCGAUGAAACAAAAGUCACACCCGAUGAUUUUCCAGUGAUUCUUGUUGGGGGUGGUCACAUACUCGUAGAUAAAAAACAGAAGAUGACAGGUGUUAGUGAAAUCAUAGUUCCCGAAAAUUCUGAGGUUGCAAACGCUGUCGGUGCAGCUCUUUCCCAAGUAGCUGGAAAUGUGGAAUAUGUCAAGAGUUUAGAUGAUCACGUAAACAAAGUGGAAAAAGAAAGGUUGAUGCUAGAAGCAUUAAAGAACAGCACGACGAGUGAAGAAAUGGAACGUGUGGAAAUGGAUAUAAAGAAAAGGCUUUAUGAAGAAGCGCACAAAAACCUAUUAGAAGAAGCUCGUAAGCUUGCAAUUGCUAAAGCUAUAGAAAAUGGAGCUGAGGAAAAAUCCAUAUUUGUGUUACAGGAAGGAGAUAUUCCGUUAUCUUAUCUUCCCGGAAAUGCUUCUAAAUUUUUUGUGAAAACUAUUGGUAAUAUAGAUUUGAAGAGUCGUCCAGCAAGUCUUGUUCAAAGGAAACUUGAGCAAAGUAUCAUGUCAACUAGCAAGGAGGAAUAUCCUCAAGGCAAUAAAGAACCGCAUUCUAGUACAAGAAAGGAUGAAAACAAAAUCAGAGAUGCAGAGACUCCAUUUGUUAACACAGCUGGGGAAUGGAUUUUGACUGAGUUUGAUGUGGAAUGCAUAACUAUUGGAGCAGGAAUUCUGGGAUCUGGCGGUGGUGGCUCGCCAUACAUAGGAAAACUAAGGGCUCUGAAUUCCCUCAGGGAAGGAAAACAAAUCAAAAUAGUCAAUCCAGUGAAGAUCAUGGAAAAAGCUGAUGAUAAGAAUGAUCUGGUUGUAAUUGUAGCAUGUAUGGGAGCACCACUUAUUUCAGAGGAAAAGCUUUUUGGCAGAGAAAGCCAGUAUGCAUUAAAAUGUAUGGCAGAUUUGUAUUCUCAUGGAUAUUGUAAUGGAGAACUCCCAGGGGGCAUUGAUGUUAUAAAAGAAGAACACAUAACCUACAUUGAUGAUUUUAAGUCCAACGAAAAGAAUGAAACUCUCUCAAAGUAUAUGGGCCAUAAGAAGAUUAUUGGUGUGAUGAGUGCAGAAAUAGGAGGCAUGAAUUCUGUGGAACCGUUUACUGUUGCUGCGGAAAUGAAUCUGCCGGUUUUAGAUUGUGAUGGUAUGGGGAGGGCUUUUCCAGAGCUCCAAAUGUUUACUCCCCUGAUAUAUGGAAUGCUACCAUAUCCGUCAACAUUGGCAGAUGCAAAAGGGAGAAGAGCUGUAGUUUUAAAAGCUAAUACUGCUAAAGAUUUGGAAAAUCAUUUCCGAAAAGUAGUUGUUGAAAUGGGUUGCAUGGCAGGAGUUGUAAUAUCAAGCUUGCAAAAAGAUGAUGUAUUGGAGAAAACUGUCCUGUUUACAACUAGUCUUGCUUGGAAAAUCGGAAGGGCAGUAAUUAAUGCCAGAAAUAAGAAGCAAUCUACAACAGACGCAGUUCUGGGAGUGACCGGAGGAAAUGUAUUAAUUUGUGGUAAAAUAGUUGGCGUAAAGAGAGAGACAACCGGCGGAUUUAAUGUUGGACAUGUCACCAUAACAUCAGUUAACAGCGACAUUAUCCUGAAAGUGGAAUUUCAGAACGAAAAUCUGGUCGCCAUCUCAACGUCAACUGGAAAGGAAGUAGUGGUAGCUACUGUCCCUGACCUAAUCACCAUUGUUGACACAGACACCGGGGAGCCCAUACCAACAGAGGCGGUUCGCUAUGGACUUCGUGUAACUGUACUGGUUUUGCCAGCUCAUGAGAAGUUGAGGACAGAAGAAGCACUUAAAUUUGUGGGCCCAAAAGCUUUUGGAUACCAUUCUCUCACUUACACACCUUGUUGUAAUUCUGUAAGCCCGAAUUCUGUGAUUUAAAAUUCUAUGAUCUGUCAAAUAAUACGUGUAUUAAUAUAAAAGAAAUGAUACGUGGCUGGUUAGAUUGUUUGUAUUUGCACUGAAUUUAAAAGUUGAAUUAAUUUAUGACUAUUACUCAUCAGUAUACAUGAC